CUCCUUUCCCAGGAUGCUUGGUGCGCUCGGAAGGCCAGCCCCGCAACAGGAGGCGCCUGCCCGCCGCCUUUCACGAAGAUCGGUGACGAAUGCUUUUACUUGAGCGAUGUCAAGAAAAACUGGAAUGACGCCCGAAGACGGUGCCAAGGCUUGGGCGGAGACCUCGCUGUGCCCUCCGACGUGCCUGCCCUCGACGCCUUCGUGUUCGGCAAAGUGGAGGGCCCCGGAGUGUGGAUAGGCGGCACCGACCAGCACAACGAAGGCGUGUGGAAUUACAUCAACGGAGACCCAAUCAAGGCCCAGGACUGGUCUGAGACACAGCCUGAUAAUUAUGGCGGCAGAGAAGACUGCCUGGAGAUCCGAAGUUACUUUGAUCCUCCGGUUAACGAUUACAUUUGCUCCGUGGAAGCAGCACUUCGUCUGCGAGAUUG
Messenger RNA from Penaeus monodon (black tiger shrimp), 431 nucleotides. Its product is annotated as perlucin-like protein. NCBI's taxonomy places the organism in Eukaryota, Metazoa, Arthropoda, Malacostraca, Decapoda, Penaeidae. The record is from RefSeq and is a predicted model, not a curated record.